Molecule: messenger RNA, 864 nt
Organism: Knipowitschia caucasica
Lineage: Eukaryota; Metazoa; Chordata; Actinopteri; Gobiiformes; Gobiidae
Source: the annotation of a GenBank genome assembly
AUGGAUGUGAUUGAGCAGUAUUCUGCUGGACACCUGGACAUGCUGGCCCGCAUCAAGAACCUCCAGUGCAGAGUGGACCAAAUAGUGGGGCGAGGCACACCCAUCACAGACAAGGAUCGACCCAAACCCAAUGAAGAAUUGCCGGAAGACCCAAGCAUGAUGGGGCGCCUGGGGAAGGUGGAAAAACAGGUUCACUCAAUGGAACGAAAGCUAGAUUUUCUAGUGAAUAUCUACAUCCAGAGAAUGGGGAUUCCACAGUCUGAGACAGAUGCCUACUUCAGAUCUAAAGAACCAGACCCAGCACCUCCGUACCACAGUCCUGUGGGCCAUUUGGAGAAGAGCCAAUCCGUGCCCAAGAUUCUCCAGGUCAAUUCUGGGGAAAGUGUGUCUUCGCGCAAUGUUUCAAAAAUGGUCCGCUCUAGUAGCUCCACAGCUCAUCGCAGCUGCCCACCGCCCUCCUGCCCUCCCUCUUCAUCCUUGCAGCCAAUCAGCAACAAUCUCCCGCAUGCUCUGCCCACCUGGCCACGCAGCCAUGGCAGUAGUCCAGUGAGUGACUCUCUGGUGAGGUUGCCCCCACCUCCUGCAAACACCGCAUCCCGAACACACCGUGAGCGCACUGAGAGGGGCGGAGCCAACGAUGAUGACCAGAAGGCCGACAGUGGGUCUUCGGCGUCUAUUCCCUCCGUGGAUCACGAGGAGCUGGAGCGCUCCUUCAGUGGCUUCUCCAUCUCGCCGACUCGGCCACGCUGCGCCACCGUGCGGCCUUUUAUUGCAGAGGCCGAGUCUGACUCAGAGACUGAACUGUGCCCAGCCUCCAGACGGGAGGGUCGCCGCAGCAACAAGGACGGGAGCAGAACACACUAA